AUGGCAACUGCUGUAAAAGAAGCUCUUAAAGACCUUAAAGGACGUCUCGAAGACAAGGUCGCCAUUAUAACAGGCGCUGGAAGUGGUAUUGGUUUCGAAUGUUGUGUAAUAUUUGCUAAAGAGGGCGCGCGAGUUGUUGCUGCUGAUAUUGACUUCAAAGCAGUCGAAAAGACCGUUGAAAGAAUAAAGGAUGUUAUCGGGCCCCUUCAUCUAAGUAAGCAUGCUCUUCCUUACAAAGUUGAUGUUACCAAGGAGGCAGAAGUUAAAAAACUUGUCGAGACAACGUUGAAGGAGUUUGGUAGACUAGAUAUUAUGGUCAACAAUGCAGGAAUCAUGCAUCCGCAUGAUGAUAAUGCAUUAAACACAGACGAAAAAGUUUGGGACCUCACUUUUGACACUAAUGUUAAAAGUGUUUGGUAUGGCUCCAAGUAUGCUAUCGAAGCAUUUCGUAGAAAUGGCAAAGGUGGAAAUAUCAUAAACAUUGCAAGUUUUGUUGCAAGUAUGGGAUCUGCUACUCCACAAUUAGCUUAUACCGCUUCAAAGGGUGCAGUUUUGUCUUUAAGUCGAGAAUUGGCAGUUACCCAUGCACGUGAAAAUAUCCGUGUUAAUACAAUUUCACCUGGACCUCUAAACACUCCAUUGUUACAAAACUUCUUAGACAAUGAUGAAAAGAAACAACGAAGAUUAGUUCAUGUGCCAUGUGGGAGAUUUGGUGAACCAAUUGAAAUCGCACAGACUGCAAUUUUCCUUGCUUCUGAUGAAGCAAGUUAUAUAACGGGCGCAGAUAUUAAAGUCGAUGGUGGAAUUACUGCUGCUUACGUGACACCCGAAGGUGCAACCAAGAGUGUAGCACCCAAAAAUUGGAACAAAGGUGACAAAAAAGUCUCGCAUUAG
This is a messenger RNA of Ambispora leptoticha, 894 nucleotides long. NCBI's taxonomy places the organism in Eukaryota, Fungi, Glomeromycota, Glomeromycetes, Archaeosporales, Ambisporaceae. The record is from the annotation of a GenBank genome assembly.